AUGAAUGGUCCGAGUUGUACGUCGCCUACCUUGAUCUCUAGUAUUCUUAAGAACAUCACGCGUGUCGCAUCGCCGGACUACGUCCCAAGCAUAGACGACAUCCUCCAUGCUCGUAUCCAAACUAUGGGAGUCACUGAGCACAUCUUUGAUGUGAAUAUCCACGGGAAAUCUGUGACCUGGCAUCUAUUUGACGUAGGUGGUGCUCGAGGACAGAGACACUCGUGGGUGCCAUACUUCGAUGAUGCGAACGCUAUCAUUUUUGUUGCUCCCGUGAGCGCAUUUGAUCAGUAUCUCGAAGAAGACCCUCGGACGAACAGGAUAGACGACUCGCUGCAAUUAUUCAUGCAACGAUGUUCGAACGCCCUGCUGAAGAACGUUCGCUUGGUACUCUUCCUGAAUAGGACGGAUCUGCUCAAGGCGAAGCUCGACACCGGACUCAAGGUCCGGAAGUACAUCACGUCCUUCAGCGAUCGGUCCAACGAUUACGAGACCGUCGUUCAAUACUUCCGCGCUCACUUCCUGCAGGUUCAUAGACGAAACAACGAGAAUCGUCAGGUGCUGUAUACUCAUUUUACGAGUGUAGUGGACACAAAGGCGACGCAGCGUAUCAUUGGAAACGUUCGCGACUCAAUCUUCCGAGGUUACCUCCAGUCUGCAGCCCUCGUUUGA
Laccaria bicolor S238N-H82 is the source of this 669-nucleotide messenger RNA. RefSeq names its product guanine nucleotide-binding protein alpha-4 subunit. The coding region runs from base 1 to 669 and encodes 222 amino acids. Gene Ontology annotation, cellular component: heterotrimeric G-protein complex. Lineage: Eukaryota; Fungi; Basidiomycota; Agaricomycetes; Agaricales; Hydnangiaceae. Gene Ontology annotation, biological process: adenylate cyclase-activating G protein-coupled receptor signaling pathway. Gene Ontology annotation, molecular function: guanyl nucleotide binding; GTPase activity; G protein-coupled receptor binding. The transcript has 7 exons. The record is from RefSeq and is a predicted model, not a curated record.